GGCACGAGGCGCUCCCUGGGAUCACAUGGUACCUGCUCCAGUGCCGCGUGCGGCCCGGGAACCCUGGGCUGCUGGCGCCUGCGCAGAGCCCUCUGUCCCAGGGAAAGGCUCGGGCAAAAGGCGGCUGAGAUUGGCAGAGUGAAAUAUUACUGCCGAGGGAACGUAGCAGGGCACACGUCUCGCCUCUUUGCGCCUCGGUGCCCCGUUUCUCCCCCAUCAGCUGCUUACUUCCUGGUUGUAACCUCUCUCCCUCUGGGACUUUUGCAUUGGGAGCUCCAGAUUCGCUACCCUGCAGCGCUGCGGAGCCGUCGGGCAGUGGCAACCAGUGCACUGCAGAGACCCGACUCUUCUUGCUACCUUCUAGCCAGAACUACUGCAGGCUGAUUUUCCCACACACACUGUCUCUGCUCUUCUCAUGCAAAGCAGAACUCCGCUGCCUCAACGCCCUACUCUUCUGGAGGGCUGCAGUCCGGCCACCCCAAGAUCUUGCCGGUCCACCCCCCCGCCCUCAGCCAGUGCCCGGGGGGAGACAACGGCAAUUGCAACCUCUAGUUUGUGUCAAGGUCCAGUUUGAAUGACAGCUGUCAGCUGGUGAAGACAUGACGACCCUGGAUUCCAACAACAACACAGGUGGUGUCAUUACCUAUAUUGGCUCCAGUGGCUCCUCCCCAAGCCGUACCAGCCCUGAGUCCCUCUACAGCGACAGCUCCAAUGGCAGCUUCCAGUCCCUGACCCAAGGCUGCCCCACCUACUUCCCACCAUCACCCACUGGCUCCCUUACCCAAGACCCAGCUCGCACCUUUGGGAGCAUUCCACCCAGCCUGAAUGAUGAUGGCUCCCCUUCUUCUUCUUCAUCUUCAUCAUCAUCCUCUUCCUCCUUCUAUAAUGGGAGCCCCCCAGGGAGUUUACAAGUAGCUGUGGAGGACAGCAGCCGAGUGUCUCCCAGCAAGAGCACCAGCAAUAUCACCAAGCUGAAUGGCAUGGUGCUACUGUGUAAAGUGUGUGGGGACGUUGCUUCAGGCUUCCACUAUGGUGUGCACGCCUGUGAGGGCUGCAAGGGCUUUUUCCGUCGGAGCAUCCAGCAGAACAUCCAGUACAAAAGGUGUCUGAAAAAUGAGAACUGCUCCAUCGUCCGCAUCAAUCGCAACCGCUGCCAGCAGUGUCGCUUCAAGAAGUGUCUCUCCGUGGGCAUGUCACGAGAUGCUGUGCGUUUUGGGCGCAUCCCCAAACGAGAGAAGCAGCGGAUGCUUGCUGAGAUGCAGAGUGCCAUGAACCUGGCCAACAACCAGCUGAGCAGCCAAUGCCCGCUGGAGACCUCACCCACCCAGCAUCCCACUCCAGGCUCCUUGGGCCCCUCACCACCUCCAGCAACGGUGCCCUCACCUAUGGUGGGGUUCUCCCAAUUCCCACAACAGCUGACGCCUCCCAGAUCUCCAAGCCCUGAGCCUACAGUGGAGGAUGUGAUAUCCCAGGUGGCCCGGGCCCAUCGAGAGAUCUUCACCUAUGCCCAUGACAAGCUGGGCACCUCACCUGGCAACUUCAAUGCCAACCAUGCAUCGGGUAGCCCUCCAACCACCACCCCACAUCGCUGGGAAAGUCAGGGUUGCCCACCUGCCCCCAAUGAUAACAACUCUUUGGCUGCCCAGCGACAUAAUGAGGCCCUAAAUGGUCUACGCAAGGCCCCCUCAUCCUAUCCUCCCACCUGGCCCCCUGGCCCUGGCCACCACAGCUGCCACCAGUCCAACAGCAAUGGGCACCGUCUGUGCCCCACCCACGUGUAUGCAGCCCCAGAAGGCGAGGCACCUGCCAAUAGUCCACGGCAGGGCAACUCCAAGAAUGUUCUGCUGGCAUGUCCCAUGAACAUGUACCCCCAUGGACGCAGUGGGCGAACUGUGCAAGAAAUUUGGGAGGAUUUCUCCAUGAGCUUCACGCCCGCUGUGCGGGAGGUAGUAGAGUUUGCCAAACACAUCCCUGGCUUCCGCGACCUUUCUCAGCAUGACCAAGUCACCUUGCUUAAGGCUGGCACCUUUGAGGUGCUGAUGGUGCGCUUUGCAUCAUUGUUCAACGUGAAGGACCAGACAGUGAUGUUCCUGAGCCGCACCACCUACAGUUUGCAGGAGCUCGGUGCCAUGGGCAUGGGAGACCUGCUCAAUGCCAUGUUUGACUUCAGCGAGAAGCUCAACUCCCUGGCGCUUACCGAGGAAGAGCUGGGCCUCUUCACCGCGGUGGUGCUUGUCUCUGCAGACCGCUCGGGAAUGGAGAAUUCCGCUUCGGUGGAGCAGCUCCAGGAGACGCUGCUGCGGGCUCUUCGGGCUCUGGUGCUGAAGAACCGGCCCUCGGAGACUUCCCGCUUCACCAAGCUGCUGCUCAAGCUGCCGGACCUGCGGACCCUGAACAACAUGCAUUCCGAGAAGCUGCUGUCCUUCCGGGUGGACGCCCAGUGACCCGCCCGGCCGGCCUUCUGCCGCUGCCCCCUUGUACAGAAUCGAACUCUGCACUUCUCUCUCCUUUACGAGACGAAAAGGAAAAGCAAACCAGAAUCUUAUUUAUAUUGUUAUAAAAUAUUCCAAGAUGAGCCUCUGGCCCCCUGAGCCUUCUUGUAAAUACCUGCCUCCCUCCCCCAUCACUGAACUUCCCAUCCUCCCCUAUUUAAACCACUCUCUCUCUCCCACUCUCCUCUAGCCCCCUGAUUUGUUCUGUUCCUGUCUCAAAUCCAAUAGUUCACAGCUGA
Molecule: messenger RNA, 2731 nt
Organism: Nycticebus coucang (slow loris)
Lineage: Eukaryota; Metazoa; Chordata; Mammalia; Primates; Lorisidae
Gene: NR1D1
Product: nuclear receptor subfamily 1 group D member 1
Exons: 8
Coding region: 600-2444 (614 amino acids)
Biological process (GO): hormone-mediated signaling pathway; negative regulation of transcription by RNA polymerase II; positive regulation of transcription by RNA polymerase II
Molecular function (GO): RNA polymerase II cis-regulatory region sequence-specific DNA binding; nuclear receptor activity; zinc ion binding
Source: RefSeq, a predicted model, not a curated record